UCCCGGCCCGUCAAUACAGAUUACAUAUUUAUAUCAAUCGCGGGCUCGGAGGGCGCCCUCGGAGAGCGGCCCCGCGCCUACGAAACCAAACUGGGAGUGGUCGCGCGGAAACUCUGGCUCAGGAUUGGCUGCGGGCGCCCGCCGCGGUGCGGGGGGAUUGCUAAUCGUAUUCAGCAUGUUUUGCACAAGAAAUGUCAGCCAGAAAGGGCUAUCUGCUGCCUUCGCCAAAUUAUCCCACAACAAUGUCAUGCUCGGAGAGCCCCGCCGCGAACUCUUUUUUGGUCGACUCGCUCAUCAGCUCGGGCAGAGGCGAGGCGGGCGGCGGCGGCGGCGGCAGCGGCGCGGGGGGCGGUGGCGGUGGCUACUACGCCCAUGGCGGGGUCUACCUGCCGCCCGCCACCGACCUGCCCUACGGGCUGCAGAGCUGCGGGCUCUUCCCCACGCUGGGCGGCAAGCGCAAUGAGGCGGCGUCGCCGGGCGGCGGCGGCGGUAGCGGGGGCCUGGGUCCCGGGGCGCACGGCUACGCUCCCGCGCCCAUAGACCUGUGGCUGGACGCGCCGCGCUCCUGCCGGAUGGAGCCGCCCGAGGGGCCGCCGCCGCCGCCGCCGCCCCAGCAGCAGCAGCAGCAGCCCCAGCCGCAGCCGCCGCCCCCGCCGCAACCACCCCAGCCCCCGCCACAGGCCACUUCGUGCUCUUUCGCGCAGAACAUCAAAGAAGAGAGCUCCUACUGCCUCUACGACUCGGCGGACAAAUGCCCCAAAGGCUCGGCCGCCGCCGCCGAGCUGGCCCCUUUCCCGCGGGGCCCGCCGCCCGACGGCUGCGCCCUGGGCGCCUCCAGCGGGGUGCCAGUGCCCGGCUACUUCCGCCUUUCGCAGGCCUACGGCACGGCCAAGGGCUACGGCGGCGGCGGCGGCGGCGGCGCGCAGCAGCUCGGCGCCAGCCCUUUCCCCGCGCAGCCCCCGGGGCGCGGCUUCGACCCGCCGCCCGCACUCGCCUCCGGCUCGGCCGAUGUGGCCCGGAAGGAGCGAGCCCUCGAUUCGCCGCCGCCGCCCACGCUGGCUUGCGGAGGCGGCGGCGGCGGGGGCUCGCAGGGGGACGAGGAGGCUCACGCGUCGUCCUCGGCCGCGGAGGAGCUCUCCCCGGCCCCUUCCGAGAGCAGCAAAGCUUCGCCGGAGAAGGACUCCCUGGGCAACUCCAAAGGCGAAAACGCAGCCAACUGGCUCACGGCGAAGAGCGGCCGGAAGAAGCGCUGCCCCUACACCAAGCACCAGACGCUGGAGCUGGAGAAGGAGUUCCUGUUCAACAUGUACCUUACUCGGGAGCGGCGACUAGAAAUCAGCCGCAGCGUCCAUCUCACGGACAGACAAGUGAAAAUCUGGUUUCAGAACCGCAGGAUGAAACUGAAGAAAAUGAACCGGGAGAACCGGAUCCGGGAGCUCACAGCCAACUUUAAUUUUUCCUGAUGAAGCUCCAGGCCAGGCCACUUCGUCCCGCGUCCGGAGCGCCGGUGCCCGCCCUCUGCCUGCAGCCUCUGCCAGGAACUCGCACCUGUGCCGGAGCCCCACGCCUCCCUCCCGCACCCGCCAUCUCCCGGGCAGUUGCGUCUGUGCAGGGCUGGUUUGUUCUUUCUGUUUCUUUGUCUAUUUGCUUGGUGCCGGUUUACUUGUUUUCUGGGGGAAAAAGCCAUAUCGUGCUAGGAUUCUAUAGAGACAGACGUUGUCCUAGGUGGCAAGUCCCAUGUGGGCCGGCCGGGCAGUCUGGGGUCCUCUCUGCAGAGCCGGUUUCCUGCUGGAAGGCCGAUGUCCCAUUGUCGGCGUUGAGCUGUCUGGCCUGAGUUCCACGUGCAAGGAGCCAGAGCUGGGCACGAGUGCCUGGAGCGCUGGGCUGGGCUGUGCCGAGCAGAGCAGGCAGGCCUCUAGGUGUCUUUUUUUUUUUCCCCCCUUUCUUCCUUGGCCUAGAGAAGGGCUCACAGGCAUGGGCGUGUAGGCAAAAGGGCUUGACUUUGAUGGCAAAAGCAAGAGUCAGAUUAAUUUUUCCUUUCUCUGUAAGAUAUACCAGCUUUAAAAGAAAAACAAAACAAAACAAAAGACCAAGAGAAGGGAACUUCUCUUCCAGUAUGUGCGAGGUCUCACCUUGCCUGACCAAAAUGUUUGAGUUUACCUCUGAAUUUCCAUAUCAUGGCUAUUGGUGAUGUCGUUUGUAUUUGUCUGGAAUUCGUGGAUUUUUUUUUAUCAUUUAAAUCGUUACCACUGGUAACACUAGACAAGCACACCCGUUCUCCCUAUCUUGUGGAGUUUUUUUUUUUUUUUUUAAUUCACCUUUUUUUUCCUCCCCCCUUUGGCUUUCUCAAUUUCAUGGAAGCCUAGGAGGGCUGGGGCAAGCAGAAGAAACUAGAGAAGGGAGAGAGUCUUUGGAUUUCCUUUAUACUGUGAAGUUACAUGCAUAAAAGGGUCAAACCUGUAGGUGCAGAAAAAGAAAAAAGCUAUAAAUACAAAUCUGUAUAAAUGUUUAUUAUUAAGAAAAGUUGCCAAUCUUGUUUUAAGCAAAUGCAUUCUAUUGUUAUUAUAAAUGUUAGUUCUAGCUCUAUUUACUUCUAAUCUUAAAUCAGAAUAAAUUAAUAUUGUAUUGCUGCUGUGCGUGGAAAAAAAGACGAUGUUUAUGUUCUUAUAGAAUAAAAGCU
Molecule: messenger RNA, 2680 nt
Organism: Lepus europaeus (European hare)
Lineage: Eukaryota; Metazoa; Chordata; Mammalia; Lagomorpha; Leporidae
Gene: HOXA10
Product: homeobox A10
Exons: 2
Coding region: 192-1463 (423 amino acids)
Biological process (GO): regulation of transcription by RNA polymerase II
Cellular component (GO): nucleus
Molecular function (GO): DNA-binding transcription factor activity, RNA polymerase II-specific; RNA polymerase II cis-regulatory region sequence-specific DNA binding
Source: RefSeq, a predicted model, not a curated record